Molecule: messenger RNA, 1026 nt
Organism: Durusdinium trenchii
Lineage: Eukaryota; Dinophyceae; Suessiales; Symbiodiniaceae
Source: the annotation of a GenBank genome assembly
AUGCUCUUUUUCAUGUUCUUGGUGGCCGCCAGCAUGCUUCUCCAUUAUCGGGAGAGCAGCUACUGGUGGCAGCACAUCUUCUCCAUGUCCUUCUGGCUCCUGAUUACCAUCGUAUUUAUGGGCACCGUUGGUGCACAAGAAGGAUCUGAAGCCAUGGGAGAAUUUAUCUCCGGAUACUUGACCGAGCUGGCUUUGACCUUUGAAAACGUGUUCAUCUACGAGAUGAUCUUGGUGUCUUUCCGUGUGCCGCGGAAAGUGGCACGGGACAUGCUCUUCAUCGUCUCCUUUUUCCAGAUGUUCUUUCAGCUUUGGCUUUUCAUGUUCAUGGCGAAAGCACUGAAGCAAAUCGAGAGCUUGCCAUACCUCGUUGGAGCUUGGCUGAUUUACUUGGGCAUCGACUCUCUGAGAGAAUCGGAUGAGGAGAGCAAUUUCGACCCUGAGACCUCUGGCUUCUACCGUGCCCUGCGCUGGGUCUUUGGCAGUCGGCUGGAGCCACACUACGGAGAUGGCUUUUCUUACCGAACUGCACGUGGAGAGCUUCGUUUCUCCAUGCAGGCUCCGGUGCUUCUUUGCCUGAUUGUGGCAAUGUUCUUGUUGGAGCUGGAUGUGACCUUGGCCAAGAUUGAAGACAUCCCCAGUAACUUCAUUGGCUGGACCAGCUCGGUCUUCGUGGCCUUUGCCUUGUCAGACCUCUAUUUCCUGGUGAGUCAACUCUUCAAGAACUUCCAGUUGGUCCGUUCGGGCAUUAGCAUUCUGUUGAUUUUCUUUGGUGCCUUGUUACUUCUUCGCAAUGAAGUGCAAAUUUCAGACACCGCGGAGAUCGCGGGCAUGCUGAGCAUCGUGCUUCUGUCGGUGAUCUUCUCUCAGUACAUGGACCUUGCCCCUCACAAGGGUGCAGCCUUUGCUUCCGAAGCCGAAGGUAUUUCGGAACAAGUCGACUACUCCGAAGAGCGGGAAGAGGAGUCACAAACGCAGUCUCCAGCGGACGCGCUGAUUUCCAGCCAGCGCACCUCCAAGAACAAUUGA